AUGUCGUCGGCCGUGGAAAAGUGGCCAUCAGCUCACCAGUCAAGCUUCAUCUCCGAUUCAAUCUCUAAAUUGCCAUCACCGCCAAUGGAAUUCCGAGUCCUCGAGACCUCUCGCGUCGCUCCUCCGCCGGGAUCGGUGCCAGAAUCAUCCAUCGCCCUCACCUUCUUCGACAUAAGCUGGCUCUACGCCGGGCCCGUGCAACGUGUUUUCUUCUACUCUUUCCCCCACUCAACCUCUCACUUCAUCGAUUCCCACCUCCCCACCCUUAAGUCCGCCCUCUCCCUCGCCCUCCAAGACUUCUACCCCCUUGCCGGAAAGAUCCGCCCUACUCCUGGCAGCCACAGCCAGUUCGAGCUCCACUACGCCGAGGGCGACUCUGUUCCGAUCGCAAUCGCCGAGCACGACGGAGACUUCGACAACCUCUCGAGAAACAACCCACGCGAAUACACCAGGAUAAAACCAUUAAGUCCGCAGCUGCCGAAGACCGCAGACGAUGGCCAGCGGCCGGUGAUGGCCGUGCAGGUGACUCUGUUCCCAAACAGAGGCUUGGCUUUGGCCGUCACCGUCGACCACUCGGCCUGCGACGGCUCAAGCUCCACUCGGUUCGUGUCGUCGUGGGCUUGUAGAGCUUCCGGACGCGAGAAGGCCGCGCCGGCGCCGCCCUCCUUCGACCGGAGCUCAGUUCCGAACCCUAAUGAUGCGUACUCCAAAUUUUUCAGCAGCCUUACCGCCGCCGCGCAGAAGAUCAAGCCUACGAGGGUCCAAUUAACGCCGCCGGACCUGGUCAUCGGCACGGUGACGCUCACCGCCGACUACCUCCGGAAGCUAAAGGAGAUGGUUUCCUCCAAAGUGAACGACUCCGCUUUCCGCUGCUCCAACAUCGUGGCGACCUACGCUUACGCGUGGGUUUCCCUCGUCAAAGCGAAAGGGCACAACGCGGACAGCACUGCGCACGUGAUGUUCCCGGGAAACUGCAGGGAGCGGAUUAAGCCCCCGCUACCAGCGGAGUACUUCGGCAACUGCACGACUGGUAACAUCGCCCAUGCGAAGGCCAUCGACCUCGCGGGAGAAGAUGGGGUGGUGACGGCGGCUCGAAUCAUCGGGGAAGCCAUCGAACAGUUUAAGGAAGACCCACUGAAGGACGCAGACAAGUUCCCGGAGAAGUACCAGGCGAUCCCGGGGAAGCCGCUGAGAGUUGCGGGGUCUCCGGUGUUCAAGGUUUACGACGUGGAUUUCGGGUGGGGAAGGCCGGUGAAGGUGGACGUGCCGUCGAUAUCGAAGGCAGGAGUCAUUUCGGUGUCGGAGAGCAGAGAUGAGAGCGGCGGAGUGGAGAUCGGUCUGGUGAUGCCCAAGACUGAGAUGGAUGAGUUUGAGGCUCACUUCUCAAAUGGUCUUAAACGGUUGCAGUGA
Zingiber officinale is the source of this 1410-nucleotide messenger RNA. RefSeq names its product phenolic glucoside malonyltransferase 2-like. Lineage: Eukaryota; Viridiplantae; Streptophyta; Magnoliopsida; Zingiberales; Zingiberaceae. The transcript has a single exon. The record is from RefSeq and is a predicted model, not a curated record. The coding region runs from base 1 to 1410 and encodes 469 amino acids.